Messenger RNA from Spinacia oleracea (spinach), 2697 nucleotides. RefSeq lists its product as uncharacterized. NCBI's taxonomy places the organism in Eukaryota, Viridiplantae, Streptophyta, Magnoliopsida, Caryophyllales, Amaranthaceae. The transcript is spliced from 3 exons. Gene Ontology annotation, biological process: DNA transposition. Bases 1002 to 2489 code for a protein of 495 amino acids. The record is from RefSeq and is a predicted model, not a curated record. Gene Ontology annotation, molecular function: zinc ion binding; transposase activity; DNA binding.
AAUCAAUUGUGGGAAGAGCUGCUGUGAGUGUGGGGAGAGCUGGUGUGAGUGAGGGGAGAGUUAUUGUGAGUGAAGAGAGAGCUGAAAAUGCUGAUCAGAUUGUGGUUGAGGGAAGAGCUGGGGGUGAGGGAGAUCAGGAGACAGCUGUUGAGAAUGAAGAGAGAGGAAGAGCUACUGUGAGUGAGGGAAAUGCUGCAGGAACUAAGGAGAGAAUUGAUGAGGGUCAAUCUGAUACUGACAGUGAUGUCUUGCUGAGUGAGGGUGACUAUGAAGAUGAGAGUGAUGAUGACUUGUUCCAUAAAUAUGUGGACCAUGAGAUAACUGAGGGAGUUGAAAGGACUUUAGGAGGACUGCAGCAAGCAGCAGGGGAAGAAAGGGAAGAAAGGGAAGAAAGGGAAGAAGAUGAAGACUGUAUUGAGGGUGGGCUAAUUGGUGGUGAUGAUGUUGAGCUUAAUGACAGUGAUGGUGAGGUUGUUAGCAUACUAGGAUCAGAUGAUGAAGGACCUAAUUACCCUUGUUUCAAUCCUAGUGUAGAUUUCAAAGUGCCAAUUGAAUUGUUUAAGGGGUUGAAGUUUCCAUCAAACACUGUUCUUAGGAAGGCAAUUAGGUACAAUGCCAUCCAGAAAGGGUAUAAUUACUACUACUUGCACAACAACAACAAUAGAGUCUUUGUGUAUUGUGCAAACAGAUGUGGGUGUCCUGUGAAGGGUGGUAGAUCUGUGCAGUGUGUGUGUAAGCAGAAGAGGAAGUGCAGAUUUAAGAUCCAUGGUAGAAAACUAAAGGGUGAGAACAGUUGGCAAAUAAAGAGUAUUAGGCCAAAACAUAUUUGUGGGUGGCAGUUUGAUAACCCUAAGGUUACCUCAAAGUACCUAGCUGAGAGAUACUUGGAGGAUUGAAGGGAUGAACCUAACACAAAAAUUAAGGGAUUCAUAAGACGAGCAAGGAGGGAAGUGAAAUCUGAAAUAGGAUAUUACAAAGCUUACUAUAGUAGAUCUUUAGCUAUGAAAAUGAUCUUUGGGGUUGCUAGCUUAGAGUAUAAAAAGGUGUGGGAUUAUGCAGCAGCUAUUAAGAAGUAUAACCCGGGAAGCACAGCUGUGGUGAAGGUACAAGGCAUAGAAAACCCACCUCCAUUGUUUCAGAGGUUGUAUGUGUGUUUGCAAGCUUGCAAAGAGGGGUUUAUGGCUGGCUGCAGGCCAAUAAUAGGAGUUGAUGGGGCACAUUUGAGGGGAUCAUACCCAUGUAUCUUGUUGACUGCAGUUGGGAAGGAUGGGAACAACAACAUAUUCCCUGUGGCUUGGGCUGUAGUGGAGACUGAAAAUGCUGAAACUUGGGCCUGGUUCUUGGAGCUUUUGAGAGCUGACAUCAUCACUGUGGCUGACUCUGUUACUUGGGUUCACGAGAAGGAAGAAGUGACCUACAUGUCUGACAGACAGAAGGGUUUGCUUGAUGCUUUCAUAACAGUUAUGCCAAAUGCAGAGACCAGAUACUGUUGUAGGCAUAUCUGGGCUAACUUCAAAGGCAAGUUUCCUUGUGUUGUGUACAAAGAGCAUUUCUGGAAGGCAGCUAGAUCUUCCACAAAGCACCAUUUCAACACUCACAUGGCAGCUAUAAAAGAGCUGAAUGAAGAAGCAUUUAAGUACUUGGAUGCCAUCAACAUCGCUCACUGGUCUAGACAUGGGUUUAGCACUGCUUCUAAGUCAGGAAUGCUACUAAACAACUGUUGUGAGAGUUUUAAUAAUGUGUUGAGGGAGGCAAGGGCAAAACCAAUCCUACAGCUGAUGGAGUGGGUUAGGAGGUAUGUCAUGGAGAUAUUCAAUUCAAAAAGGGAGGGACUGAAGGGAUUUAAGGGUGUCAUUAUGCCUUCUGUUGUUAAGAUGGUUCAGCAAGGUCUUACGCAAGUGCAUAACAUGAGAAUCAGGCAAGCUGACUUACAUGAGUUCGAAGUGGACCAUGACCAGGACACAUUUGUUGUCAACUUACAGUCCAAAGUAUGUGGAUGCUACAGAUGGAGUCUUAUGGGAAUUCCUUGCUGGCAUGCAUUGGCAUGUAUUCAAACAAAGAGGCUAAACUACGAAGACUUCAUCCACCCUGCCUAUCAUGUUCAGACUUAUGCCAAGUCUUAUGCUCCACCAUUCAAAGGCAUGCCUAGUCAGAAUCAAUGGGAUCAAACACCCUACCCUGGUCCAUUUCCUCCACCUUACAGAAAAAUGCCAGGUAGGCCAAGCAAGCACAAGAGGCAUAAGGCAGCUGGAGAGGAUGAAGACAAGCAGUUUGUUAAGAGAGCAAAGAGGCAAAACAAGUGUAGCAGAUGUGGUGGACUUGGACACUACAAACCUAAGUGUGCUAUGCCUGCACCACCUGGUGAAACAGUGGCAGCUUCAACCCCUGCUAGUAAUACUUUUGCUGGUCAGAUUGCAGCUCAAGAACCUUCUGUGGUUCAAUCCUCCCAAGGUGCUCCUCAACUUCACCCAAGUCAACAACAAGAAUAGAUUAGGUUAGUUGUUAGUCAGUUGGAAUCCUAGUUUUUGGUAUUUUGUAAGUUAAAUGAAUACAAUUGCUGAUUGCUUGCUUGUCUCUGCUUGCUUGUCUAUAGCUCUUACUUUGGUCAUGAAACUGAAGUCAACUUUGGUAUGCUAAAGUCAACAUUAGUCAUUUUGACUACUUUUGUAAGAUUAUGUCAAUUUGACAAGUUAUAAA